AUGGCACGAAACAGCGAAAAAGCCCAGUCGAUGCUCUUCCGCUUCCGGGCCCAACAGGCCGCGGAUUUGGGAAUCAUUGAUAUGGGCCGCACACGCCGCCCCAAGGCCAUCACAUCCGUUGACUCGAUCCCGCUCUGCGAAAAAUGGCGCGGCCAAGUCCUCAAAGAAAUCUCGCGCAAGGUGUCUCGGAUUCAAGAACUCAGUCUCUCGGACCACCAGAUUCGCGACCUCAAUGACGAAAUCAACAAGCUCAUGCGCGAGAAGUGGGCUUGGGAAAUGCAGAUUCGGAAUAUGGGCGGACCGAAUUAUAUGCGUGGGUCCGGGCGGGUUUAUGACGACGAAGGGAGGGAAAUACCUGGUGGAGGAAAAGGAUAUCGAUAUUUUGGACGGGCGAGAGAGUUGCCGGGUGUUAAGGAGAUGCUUGAAGCGGCGACCAGGAGGGGGAGGGGUCCGGCUGAGGAGGAUGACGGGCCAAAUGUUGGACGGGGUGGAGAUAUUGCGACGAAAAAGGUCGAUGCGAAUUAUUUUGGCUAUGGGCUUGAUGAGGAGGAUGGGACAUUGCUUGCAUAUGAGUUACAGAGGGAGAGGGAAGCCGUAGAGAAGUUACGGAAGCAAGCUGAUAGUGAGGAGGAUGUGGAGGACGGGUGGGAGCCAUUGCCUGGAGAUGCUGGAGAUGGGGUCGAAUGGCGGUUGCCGACGCUGGAGGAGGUGCAAGAAGAACUUGUGGAUAGAAGGAGACGGCGGUUACUGGAGAAGAUUUCAUGA
Messenger RNA from Aspergillus puulaauensis, 765 nucleotides. It is a transcript of the gene ISY1, whose product is annotated as pre-mRNA-splicing factor ISY1. The transcript is spliced from 2 exons. The coding region runs from base 1 to 765 and encodes 254 amino acids. Gene Ontology annotation, biological process: generation of catalytic spliceosome for second transesterification step; mRNA 3'-splice site recognition. NCBI's taxonomy places the organism in Eukaryota, Fungi, Ascomycota, Eurotiomycetes, Eurotiales, Aspergillaceae. Gene Ontology annotation, cellular component: catalytic step 2 spliceosome; post-spliceosomal complex; post-mRNA release spliceosomal complex. The record is from RefSeq and is a predicted model, not a curated record.